Scatophagus argus is the source of this 2395-nucleotide messenger RNA. It is a transcript of the gene praf2, whose product is annotated as PRA1 domain family, member 2. The transcript is spliced from 3 exons. Gene Ontology annotation, cellular component: membrane. The record is from RefSeq and is a predicted model, not a curated record. NCBI's taxonomy places the organism in Eukaryota, Metazoa, Chordata, Actinopteri, Scatophagidae. The coding region runs from base 34 to 570 and encodes 178 amino acids.
CUGGGGAAUCAAGUUUAUUAUCGUUUUGGAAAGAUGGCAGCCGUGCAGCCGCCACCCCUCCGGAGCCUGGAUGAUUUUCUCCUGAACUCGGCCCGGUUCGCCGUGCCCGAUGUGCGCGACCUGGACCGCUGGAACAACCGCAUCAUCAACAACCUGCUAUACUACCAGAGCAAUUAUUUCCUGUCCGCACUGGGCCUCCUGCUCAUGGUGGGGUAUUUCCAGCCCUUCCAGUUGUUUGUUGGUGCGAUGGUGGUCACCCUGUUGUUCGUGGGUUUCGUUUGGGCUGCUGAGAAUCAAGCUCCAAUUCGCCGUUUCCGUAGAAACCACCCAUCAAUCACAGUGUUGGCCAUUCUUUUGGCCAGUUACCUUUUCAUGUUGGUGCUGGGAGGUGUGGCUGUGUUCCUGUUUGGGAUAGCCUUCCCUAUACUGAUGGUUCUUCUCCAUGCGUCGGUGAGGCUGCGCAGCCUGAAGAAUAAGCUGGAGAACAAACUGGAGAGCAUCGGUCUGAAGAGGACACCCAUGGGCCUCCUUUUAGAAGCACUAGGCCAGGAACAGGAGGCUGGAUCCUAGGAGGAAAAACGUAGGUACAAGAAGAGGAAACACAGGUGAAGGAGAGAAUUACUGCAGAUCAAGAUGGACAGCAAAAAGAAAAAAGAUAUGUGAAGUACUAAGAGAGUCAAGAACAAAAAGGGUGGUUUGGUUUGUUGUAAGAACUAAUUGGAAGUCAACAGUGACCAAGUAGGCCCAUUAAGUGGUCCAAUAGGAGAAAGUUAGAGAUAUCAUCAUAACAAAAAAUGAUCAAAUCAUCUGCUUUUGCCAGACACUGCAGUUUACAUUACAUUGUUUUAUUUCAUUUAUUUUGACAUGAUGCGUUUCUGUCUUUGCACUACAUAACAAUGCAGUGUCGUAGCCAUAUGGGGACUAUAGACUUAUUCUUCCUUAUUAUGAUGGAUUGUUUUCCACCUUUGAGUCACCAUGUGUUGACACACUGACUUGUGCUCUGUGUGUGUCUCAGAGAUUUGCCAAAUCUAAACAAUAUGUUCUCGGGCUCAACGCGCACAGAGCUGUGACAUCAAUUUAGUCGUUAAUAUAUGGAAAAAAGUCUGACUCUUUUGAAAACGGUUACAAUUUUAUAUGAAAAUGUUAUUAUUAUGUCAAUAUGUUGUUAUAAUUUUUAAAAUAUUGUAGAAAUAUUUCCUUAAGUUAAUACUUUAAGUAAUGACGAAACUUUAUUAUUGAAAUAUUAAUAUUUCUGUCAUGAACUUACAACUCUUUUGCUCUACUUUUUCUUGUAAAAUUACAGCUGUGUUUUAAAAAUUAGGACUUUAUCUCACACAGUUACAAACAUUAAUGAUGGCCAGUUCGCCUUGACCAUCAUUAUAUAUGGGGUUUCUAAAAAAUACAACAGUGUUUUUGAAAAAUUCCUACUUUUUAAGGGUCUACUGUCAGAACAUUUUCUCUCCUCACAGAGGCCCUUGUGAUGGGAGGGAGUGACAUGAUUUAUCUUCUUCCUGCAGCAUCACCUCCUCCAGGGUCUCAGCACACACUUCACACACACAACCAAAACCAAAAUAUUGAUAGUGUGACAUAUAAGUGGUACUUGUAGUAGUACUAAUUAGCCUUUUCAUUCUUUUGCCAUAGCUAGUGUAAAGAGAAACAAAAUAUUAUUCAACUACAAAGAGAUGUAAAUAUGUCCAUGCUGUAAAUGCUGAGCUAAACAACAAGCACAAUGAAGUACCUAUAAAAGUAUCCAAUAUGGCUACAGAACACUACAAGUGUUGUAGAAACGUAAACUUGUGUAAGAUAUAAGUUUGUAUUCUAGGUUUUUUCUCAAAUGUCUUCAUUUGAAAAGGAUCAGUCCGAUUUUUUUAAGAAGAUUAUUCCAUUUGACUUGAAUUGUUUGUCCUGUAGGUGAAUUUUGUCACUAAAAUCUCUCAGCAGCAUUGGAAAUAACUGAAGUUAUCUCACCCUGCUGCAGAUCUCUUAUUUGACAUGAAGAAAAAUGGUUUGAUUUGUUUAGAUGGACAUGCUUAGCAGAGCAGAUGACAGUGGAAGGGCACAGGCCGGACCAAAAUCAUGACACUCUUUUGAUGUUCAAGUAACCCACAUUAACUGACUUCAAAUGAAUUCCCUUUUCUUUUUUGUGUUUACAUUAUUUUGUUUGAAAAGUGACUUAAAUGCUUAAAUGAAGUGAAGUUUUCAUAUGAAGAACAAGUUCAGAAAAAAUCUAAUAAGCUCUUUCAGUCCAAUACUUGUUGAACAGAAUAGUAUUGAUAAAGGACCAACAGAAGCAGAAGUGCUAUAAUCCAUCCAUCCAUUUUCUAUACCGCUUAUCUGUCAGGGUCGCAGGGCCGACACACAAAGACAGACAACCACACACUCUCACACUCACACC